Daktulosphaira vitifoliae (grape phylloxera) is the source of this 3287-nucleotide messenger RNA. It is a transcript of the gene Myo95E, whose product is annotated as unconventional myosin-Ib. Gene Ontology annotation, biological process: actin filament organization; vesicle transport along actin filament. Gene Ontology annotation, molecular function: ATP binding; actin filament binding; microfilament motor activity. Bases 174 to 3272 code for a protein of 1032 amino acids. NCBI's taxonomy places the organism in Eukaryota, Metazoa, Arthropoda, Insecta, Hemiptera, Phylloxeridae. The transcript is spliced from 21 exons. Gene Ontology annotation, cellular component: cytoplasm; plasma membrane; vesicle. The record is from RefSeq and is a predicted model, not a curated record.
GAUUAAAAAAUGUUACUGUUACGUUACCAAUAAAAAAAUAGUAAUAAAAGUAAAAAUGUUUGAGUAUUUUGAGUAUUUGAGCUAACUUCACAGACGUGUAAUAAUUGGUGUAAAUUAUAUUAAAAAUUAAAUUCUUACAUAUGUAGAGAAAGGAAUAAUUGCUAUCAUAACUUAUGGAUUUAAUUGAUGAAAUAGGAAUUUGGGAUAGUGUAUUGCUUGAACCUUUAACUGAAGAGACAUUCAUUUCAAAUUUACGUUGUAGAUAUGACUCACAUAUGUUUUAUACAUAUUUGGGAAAUAUGCUUAUUGCAAUUAAUCCUAAUGUGGAAUUAAAUGAAAUAACUCCAUCAUUAUGUGAAGCAUAUAUGUCUCCAAGAUCAGGUCAAUUACCUCCACACAUUUUUGCUAUUACAAGCUCGGCAGUAAGGUGGCUAAUAGAUGCAGCUCAAGAUCAAUGUAUUAUAUUACAAGGCGUAACAGGAUCUGGCAAGAGCUAUUGUGUUUCCAAAUUAUUGCAGUAUUUAUUUCAGUUUAAUAGCAAAAACAAAAUAUUAAAUCAAAAACUUCUAAGUUCCAAUAUUUUGCUAAGUUCUUUUGGAAAUGCUAAAACUCAUAUUCAUGAAGAUGCUUCUUGUUUUAUAAAAUACAUUGAUCUGGAUUUAGACUUUAUGGGAAACAUUUUGGGUGCUACAUUUACAGGAUAUUUAUUGGAUAAAUCCAGGGUGACAUCAUUUAAGUCAUUGAAUAAGAAUUUCCACAUAUUUUAUCAACUUGUUUAUGGUGCUGAUAUUCAUUUGUUAAAGUCAUUGAAGCUUACAAGAAAUUCAGAAAAUUAUUUUUAUUUAAAAUCUAGUGAGCGUUUAAGGCAAGUUGAUAUUUAUAAUUUUCAAACUGCAUAUCAAACAACAAAGUCUUCUCUUGAACAUUUGGGACUCUCUGAAUUAAAUAUAAUCAACAUUUUCAAAAUAUUGAGUAGCAUAUUAAAAUUAGGUAAUCUCACUAUGAUACCAACUAAUAAUAUUGAUGGAACAGAAGGGUGUGUCAUAUCAAAUGAUUAUGAAUUGUAUGAAUUAGGAGAAUUAUUGGGUAUGGAUGGUGAAGAUAUUAAAAAAGGUUUGACAACAUCAUCAAAUUUAUUACUUGGAAUAUCUGCUAAAGAAGCUCAAGCUAACAAAGAUAAAUUAUCUCAGACAUUAUAUGUAAGAUUAUUUUUAUGGCUGAUGAACCAAAUAAAUCAAACAGUUAAAACUGAAGCAAAAUAUAAGCGUAAAUGUAUUGGAUUUUUGGAUAUUUUUGGUUUUGAUUUUACUGAAAAUAAAAUGGAUUGGUACAGUUUUGUAAUAAAUACUUGCAAUGAAAAAGUUCAUAAUAUAGUAACAUCUCUUAUAUUAAAAGGAGAACAGCAUGAAUAUGUUGUAGAUAAAUUACACUGGUGCCUUAUUCCAUUUUAUGACAAUACUUCAGUUUGUGAACUAUUAUAUUCGGAUGAAGAUGGAUACUUAAAUAUAAUGGAUAAUUUUUUUAAUGAUCACAAUAACGUAACAGCUUCAAAAAAAAUUUCUGCACUUAAACAAUUCUCCGAGUCUCCAUUAAAAGAAAAAAUUGAUGUUUUGUUAGAAAAAGUAUCUUUAAAUAACUGCUUUAUGUUAAAUCAUUUUUUUGGUCCAAUGAAAUACAAUAUUAGUACAUUUUUGGAAAAGAAUAAAAACACUUUAAGUCCUUUUUUAUGUAGUACUAUGUAUAAUGGUUCUCUCUCACUAUUAAAAGAACUGUUUCCUGAAGGAAAUCCAGACCGAGAAUCUAUAUUUAUGGUUUCAAACCCUGCUAGACAUUUGAAAGUUUGGGCUGCUGCUAUUUCUACAAAAAUUAAUGGUCGUCAUACACAUUAUAUUACAUGUUUAUCCCCUAACCAUUGCAAUAAAAAAAAUUUUUUUGAUACAUCUUUUGUCCAACAACAAAUUAGGUGGUUUAGUCUUGUGGAAAUUGUUCGUUUACGGCGUGCAGGUUAUUGUUAUCGUUUAACAUUUGAAGAAUUUUUAAAACGUUAUAAAAUGCUUAGUCCUGCUACAUGGCCCAAUUCUAAAUAUGGUAACACAGUUCAAUCCAUUAUGAAUUUAAUUAAUUGCUUACCAAUACCAUCUGGAGAAUUCGUUUGUGGUACAACUAAAAUUUUUAUACGUUCACCAAGAUCUGUAUGGGAAUUAGAACAAUUAAGAGCAGAGCGUUUAAAUCACUUAGCAUUAUUAGUGCAGGAAGCAUGGCAUAGACAUAAGCGAAAUAAAAAACUAUUUUUGAACCCAAAAAUAACAUUUCAAACAAAUAGACUUUGUGAUGAUAUUUAUACUGUAAAACGUAUUGUGAGAACAUUUCUAACUUGGCAAAAACGACGGUAUUUAUUGAAAUUGUCAAAUAGAUAUGAACCUUCAAUGGAAUCUCCUAUAUGUAGAGUUUGGUUUCCAUUAAGCAACCCUCGCUUUGCUCUUACACAUUAUCUGUUGGAAUCUUUACAUCACAAAUGGAGGUGCCAUAAGUAUAGAGCUAAACUAGAUCAAACAACAAAAAACCGUAUGCGGGAAAAAGUUACAGCUAGUAUUUUAUUUAAAAAUCAUAAAGCUAGUUAUAGCCAAAGUGUAGGACAUCCAUUUGUUGGUGAUUAUGUUCAUUUAAGACAGCAUAUACAGUGGAAAAGAACUGCUAUGCAAUGUGAUGAUCAUCAUGUUGUGUUUGCAGAUAUAGUAAAUAAAAUUACUAGGAGUAGUGGUAAAUUUGUACCCACUCUAUUGGUGAUAUCAACCAAGUCUAUGCUUAUUAUGGAUCAAAGAACACUUCAAGUUAAAUAUAGAGUGCCAGCUGCUGAUAUUUAUCAGCUGUCAUUAUCGCCAUUUUUAGAUAAUGUUGCUGUUUUUCAUGUAAAAUCUGCAUAUUCAAGCUCUCCUGAAAACGAUAAUAGCUUUAUAGGAGAAUCCCCUACUCCUAGUGGAUGUUUAUUUCAUCAAGGAACAAUUGUAAGCAACCCAUUGUAUAAUACCUAUAAAAAAAAAGGAGAUUUUGUUUUUCAAACAAGCCAUGUCAUAGAAAUAGUAACAAAAAUGUUUUUAGUAAUCCAAAAUGUUUCAGGAACAUCACCUAAUAUUAACAUAUCAACAAGGUUUGAAGCAAAUUUUGGUGAUCAGAUAGUUAGUAUAGCUUUUAAAUAUUUAGGAUUGCCAGAGGUUGUUCCAGGUCAAAUAAAAAUUGUGCGUAAAACAAAUAAAAUGGAGAUUUUUGUUUAAUAGUAUAAAUGUGUC